AUGGCCAUUCGACACAGAAAAAACUCGUUUUUCGAUGCUAUCGUCUUCUUGACCAUGUUCCUGAUGGUUGGACGGCUUCUCGAGGCAUACAGCAAAGCCAAGGCGGGUGACGCGGUGAGCUUGCUCAGCAAGCUGCGACCCACAGAAGCUAUCCUCGUCGACCGCGACGCAAAGAACGGCAAUGUUAUAAUCCCGAUUGACCAGCUCGAACCUGGGGAUGUGGUCCGGGUUGCGAAUGGGGCCUCUCCACCCUACGACGGGAUCGUGGUAGAGGGCGAAUCUCGAUUCGACGAGUCCAGUCUGACGGGAGAGUCGAAGCCCGUUGCCAAAAAAGCCGGCGACGAAAUUUUCUCGGGAACGAUCAACCAGGCGAACGUCAUCACCAUGAAAAUCACCCGGCGGUCCGGGGACUCGAUGCUUGACCAGAUCAUCGACGCCGUUCGCCAAGGACAAAUCCGGAGAGCUCCCAUUGAGCGCGUUGCAGAUGCGAUUACUGGGGUCUUUGUACCUGCAAUAACCCUAAUUUCUAUCCUGGAUUGGAUCAUUUGGUUGAGUCUUGGGGUCUCAGGCAGGCUGCCAGAAGACUGGAUGGACAAUAACGUCGGGGGCUGGCCAUUUUUGUGGCUGCAGUUCGCAAUCUCUGUCUUCGUGGUGGCAUGUCCCUGUGGUAUCGGCCUCGCUGCUCCGACUGCUCUGUUUGUUGGUAGUGGUCUCGCGGCCAAACAUGGUAUCCUGGUCAAGGGCGGUGGUGAGGCUUUUCAAGAAGCGAGCCAUCUCGACUGCAUCGUUUUCGACAAAACAGGGACAAUCACUGAGGGUGGGGAGCAGGCAGUUACUGGUUACCAGAUGCCAUAUGGCGGAGAAAUCGACAGAGUCUGGGGUGCGUUGUUGGAUCUCGAGCAAAACAGUAGCCAUCCUAUUGCGCGAGCGAUGGUUUCCUUUGCCACAUCAAUGAACCCGCCUGCCCUCCGGGCUACUGCGGUGGUCGAAAAUCCGGGAAAGGGGAUGAAGGGCUCAUUUCCAGUCACUGCUGGCACGAACUCAAUGCGACUCGAUGUCAUUGUAGGAAAUGAGACCUUGAUGCAUGGUCACAGCGUAUCAAUUUCUUAA
Messenger RNA from Aspergillus chevalieri, 1110 nucleotides. RefSeq lists its product as uncharacterized. The transcript has a single exon. Gene Ontology annotation, biological process: copper ion homeostasis. The coding region runs from base 1 to 1110 and encodes 369 amino acids. Gene Ontology annotation, molecular function: ATP hydrolysis activity; ATP binding; P-type divalent copper transporter activity. The record is from RefSeq and is a predicted model, not a curated record. Gene Ontology annotation, cellular component: membrane. NCBI's taxonomy places the organism in Eukaryota, Fungi, Ascomycota, Eurotiomycetes, Eurotiales, Aspergillaceae.